This is a messenger RNA of Scophthalmus maximus (turbot), 1737 nucleotides long. It is a transcript of the gene ostf1, whose product is annotated as osteoclast stimulating factor 1. Gene Ontology annotation, molecular function: protein binding. The record is from RefSeq and is a predicted model, not a curated record. The transcript has 10 exons. The coding region runs from base 155 to 799 and encodes 214 amino acids. Lineage: Eukaryota; Metazoa; Chordata; Actinopteri; Pleuronectiformes; Scophthalmidae. Gene Ontology annotation, biological process: signal transduction.
CAUUGGCACCAGCGGAUGACACAAACACACACACACACACACACACACACGCGCGCGCGCUCUCUCUCUCUCUCUCUCCAGCGUCGUUCCUGUCCGAGGAACAACACACCGCGCGUCUCGUCUCGGGUUGGUUCUAACCUGCCGAGCCUCGCAAAUGUCGAAGCCCCCUCCCAAGCCGGCCAAGCCAGGCCAAGUCAAGGUGUUCCGAGCAUUGUUCACCUUUGACCCCAGAACGCCGGACGAGCUAUACUUUGAAGAAGGUGACGUCUUGUACAUCUCUGACAUAAGUGACACUAACUGGUGGAAGGGGACAUGCAGAGGAAGGACUGGACUAAUUCCAAGUAACUAUGUGGCUGAGCAGGCAGAGUCGAUUGACAAUCCAAUGCACGAAGCAGCCAAACGAGGAAAUUUGUACUGGCUAAGGGAGUGUGUGGAGAACAAUGUCGGAACAAAUGGGCUGGAUAAAGCAGGAAACACUGCCCUCUACUGGGGAUGCCACGGAGGACACAAAGACGUGGUGGAGCUGUUGCUAACUCAGGCCAAUGUGGAGCUCAAUCAGCAGAAUAAACUUGGGGACACCCCUCUGCAUGCUGCCGCCUGGAAGGGCUACUCUGACAUUGUGGAAAUGUUGCUGAACAAGAAUGCGAGGACAGACAUCAGGAACAACGAGAACAAGCUGGCUCUGGAGAUGGCCACCAACGCCCAGUGUGCCACACUUCUCAAAAGGAAGCAGGGAAGCAAUGUCACCCGCACACACAGCAACGCUGAGGAGUAUUUGGACGACGAGGAUUCGGACUAAGCUCGCCCCCGAUGAAACAUUGCCACCGUCUUCCAUCUGUCAUAAGUGGACCUUGGAGAGUUUUAUUACAGACCCCCAAAAACUGGAUUUGCUGCUCUGUCUUCAACUGUAAUUCCAUUUGAGCUCUAUUAAUUUGUACGAACACCUCAGUUCACCGCCCUCGGCGUCACAUCAGCGUAAAUGUCAAAGCGUUGAAUUAAUGCGGUUUCACAGUUUGCCCGCUUUUUCCAAGCUCAUUUCCACGUGUGAGGAAUUUGUCUCGGAGCAUCCGUGGCACACGGUGGGCUGAGGGCAGAAUAUACAGUGUGUGUAGUAAGCAGAAAAAGGGACCAAUGCUCUUGGGAGCACAUUCUGAGCGUAUGCAGAUUACGAUUAACCCAUUUACACGGAGAAUUAAAGUGCCAGUGCAGAUUAAAAGAUGGAUGAGAUCUGUUGUUUUGUAAGUUUCCAAACUCCACUUAGAUAACCGAACUACAGAUUCACCGUAAAGGAAUUGGAAACAAUCGUUUUGCAGUUUAUUUACAUUUGGCAUAGUUUAUAUCUAUGCAUGCGCAUUGAUGAGGCGAAGGAAACAAGUGUAAAAAUUUGCCUCAUGAGACAUUUCCCUGUGUUUUGUACUCAAAUGUCGUGUGUCACUAAAUGUGCAUGAAUGACCCCUAAUAGGGGCCAUUUAUGGCAAUAAUCCUCCUUCACAAUGCCAUGAAAAGUCACCUUUCACUGUUUGUGCUGCAUGUAUUUUGGUCUGUGUUAUAACAUUUCCACUGCUGUUACACAUCUAGCAGUUCAGCAUAACAAAAAAAAAAGAAUCUAUGUCCUGGGUUACACAUUAAGUCUUUCGUCUUUCAAGCUUUUGAUGGUUUGAUUUCCAUCCUGGGAGCAAUUUUCUGGUUUCAAUGCUGCUUUCCUACAAAUUCUAUUAAAAAAAAGAGUGCCUUAAA